This is a messenger RNA of Cutaneotrichosporon oleaginosum, 1851 nucleotides long. RefSeq lists its product as uncharacterized. The record is from RefSeq and is a predicted model, not a curated record. NCBI's taxonomy places the organism in Eukaryota, Fungi, Basidiomycota, Tremellomycetes, Trichosporonales, Trichosporonaceae.
AUGCUUUUCUCCCCAUCACUCAUUUUCGGCUCCCUCGCCCUGGCUCGCACCGCGGUGGCGGCAUCCGACCCCCUCGUUCUUGACUCGUACGCCUCACAGCUCAGCUUCACCGGCAACUCGUGGCUUACUCGCGAAGAAGAGGGGCGCUUCAAGCGCAUCUCAUCCGGCCAGGGCUACCACUGGGCUCGGGGUGGUGGGACAACCCCCGUGUCGGUCAGCUACACAUUCUACGGUACCGGGGUUGAGUUUUUCGGCUACUACGGCUACCUCGGUGACGGCGGUCCAGCAACGGAGAACUUCACUGCCAGCGUUGGAUUGAGCCUGCGCGAUGGGCCAGACACUCGACCCGACAUUGGGAACACAGGCUACCUCACCGGCACCCCCGGUGUCCCGGUGUCUCUAGGGGUGUACGCCGACCUUACACUCGGCCUCUAUACCGUCACUCUUCGCCCUUUGACGGGAAUCGUUUCCUUCACCCACCUCAUGGUCAACAUGAAGUUUGGUGGCACCGACGACCAGGUGACCAUGGGCCGUGCCAAUCCGAAAGUAUUCAAGCCAUACCUUGUCAACCCAAGCGAUUCUUCUCUUUCUCUCAACCCCAGCUUUGGUCAGUUUCUUGGACCGCCCGACGGGCAGAUGGGAUGGAGCGGGACGCAGAACGACGGCAGCCAGCGCGCGGGAACCAAGGUGCUGCAGGACAGGAUUGACGUGCACCUCGGCGUCGGCAACGGCUUUGUGACCGUCAACGGCACGCUCAACCGUAACCACGGAGCGUUCCGCGUCGCUCUCAGCCCUGCACCCCCGCGUUAUCCGGCAGUGGUAGAACUCUGGGGAUAUUGCCCGUGGCAGGUGUUUCAGUCUCAGCUGUACGCGAUCGGCCUUGAUCCCGACACCGAGUACAAUUUGACCGUUACCAACUUGCACAACUACGGCUCGGAGAGCCUUGACUAUCAGUGGUUCGAUGUCACGGCCAUCACGCUGUGGAAGGUGCCCACGAGUGCGAAAGCCACGGCCGACAACAUUAUCGGGGAGGAGCGUGGAAGCGAGGGGGAGACCAAGGCAGCCAAGAGUAGUCCGCCGGUGGGGGCCAUCGUCGGUGGGGUGGUGGGUGGCGUUGCUGCUAUCGGUCUUGUUGGAGUUGUUGCGUGGCUCUUGUGGCGUCGAAACAAGCGCGCUGCAAGUCACGCCGAGCCCUCAUCGUACCUUGAGCAAUCCCAGAUGUACGCCGCAACGCCGUUCAUCUCGGAAGAAUCCGAGGGUCUCAAUCCGUCCUAUCCAGCUUAUCCUGGCCCGCCCAACAUCACCGUGGUUCAGCAGUAUCCGUAUGCUGCGGCCCCGUUAUCGAUUCCUACGGAGGGGCGAACGAUGUCUUGGGGCGAGUCGUCGAGCGGUCUGCCAAUGUCUGCUUACGGCAGCCCGACCAUUGGUCUCUACCCGGCCGUUAUGGAAGGUCAUGUUCUCCCCAGCGCGACUGUCGCUGGAAGCCAGCGUCCGAGCUCAGCCGUCCCUCCUGGCUCUCCCACCGAAACGCUCCCGCCCGACUACAUGGAGAUGCCCGCUGGGGUCGAUCCUGCAUUGCCCGUCGGUGGCGCCUAUGGACCUGUGCCGCCUCUGACCACACCCAUUGGAGCCGACACCAAGCGCGCCUGAUGUGCAGAAGUGCAAGUCAAGUGUAUACCAGCGGCGUGAUUCAAGAUGCGGCCGGAAGGGAGAGGCGUCGAGGUGACGUGGUUAUAGUCGCCAUUUGCGUGUAUAGGGAGUAAAUCGAGCUGAGAGUGAUGGUCUGGUGACAGGCAAUAAGUGGAUAUGAUCCGUAGAGCCGGUCCUUGGAAGGAGACUGUGGCGAGCUCU